Molecule: messenger RNA, 2407 nt
Organism: Calidris pugnax (ruff)
Lineage: Eukaryota; Metazoa; Chordata; Aves; Charadriiformes; Scolopacidae
Gene: PCYT1B
Product: phosphate cytidylyltransferase 1, choline, beta
Exons: 8
Coding region: 568-1818 (416 amino acids)
Biological process (GO): CDP-choline pathway
Molecular function (GO): phosphatidylcholine binding; choline-phosphate cytidylyltransferase activity
Source: RefSeq, a predicted model, not a curated record
CAGAAAAACAUUUAUAAAAUAACAACGUCACAAAAUUGUUCAGUUUGAAUGAAAACCGAGUGAUAAUGCAUUUCACAUGCACCUAGUUUUCACGCGCUUUGGAAUUUUGAAUUGACUGGAAUUUAAUGCUUUUGAUUAAACAAAAACCACAAUACCCUUUUUCAGCUGUCAUGCAAACAGUGGCGUUGUUUGUCACUCAGGUGAUGCCAUGAUUUGAGCCGGUACACAGUGAUACGGUUAAUGUACCAAACUGAAGUUGUUGCCAUAGCUCCACUGUGGGACAGCACAGAUCAAACAAAAGCCUUUUUCAUGAAUGCUAGUUCAAUCCUGACAUUCAUCUCUGGCCAUAACAAGAAUGCAUCUGUUUCCUGCAGCACAGCAUAGCAAGCAUAUUUAAAUGCUGCAGGGGAAAAAAAGGGGGAGGGGGCAAGGGAUGCGCUUUGCUUUGGAAAAGAAAAAUAACCCAGCAAGAUUUGGGACUUCCUCUGCUAAAUGGCUUUAGCACAGCAGAUUACUUUGAGCUGAUCUUUAACCUUCUUCGGGACAUUCAUACAACAACAACUUGGCAUGACCUUUGCUCAGUUGUCUUUUAAGUACGAGAAGUGGGAAUUCUGCUGUGGAGUUCAGAGCUACCCAAGGCUCUCUCAAGGAAAGUGUGGUAGCUGCAGAGAGAAGUGCAGGAGAAGCACAGUAACGACGAUGGUAGGCAGCCAAAAACACGGUACAGAAGAGGAAGCUCAGGAAACUCCCAGAUUUCAACGAAAGACUCUGACGGCACCAGCUCCAUUUGCAGACGAAACAAGCUGUCAGUGCCAAGCCCCCCAUGAGAAGCUAACCAUUGCACAAGCCCGCCUGGGAACACCAGUUGACAGACCUGUCAGAGUGUAUGCAGAUGGAAUAUUUGACCUCUUCCACUCUGGCCAUGCUAGAGCUCUUAUGCAAGCCAAAACCCUCUUCCCAAAUAGCUACUUAUUAGUAGGAGUUUGCAGUGAUGAUUUAACUCAUAAAUUCAAAGGCUUCACUGUGAUGAACGAAACUGAGCGAUAUGAAGCCCUCAGACACUGUCGUUAUGUGGAUGAGGUCAUCAGAGAUGCACCCUGGACACUGACACCUGAGUUCCUUGAAAAACAUAAGAUUGACUUUGUAGCCCACGAUGACAUCCCGUACUCCUCCGCUGGCUCGGAUGAUGUAUACAAACACAUAAAGGAGGCAGCUACCCUCCGCAGUGCCCGGGCCUGCCGUGCCUUCUCAGAGGGCUUUCUUUUCCCACUUUGCUCAGGAAUGUUCGUACCAACGCAGAGAACGGAAGGUAUCUCCACCUCGGAUAUCAUUACACGGAUCGUCCGGGACUACGACGUGUACGCCCGGCGCAACCUCCAACGGGGAUACACCGCCAAAGAGCUCAAUGUUAGUUUUAUAAAUGAGAAGAAAUACCGUUUUCAAAACCAAGUGGACAAAAUGAAGGAGAAAGUCAAGAACGUGGAGGAAAAAUCAAAAGAAUUUGUUUACAAGGUGGAAGAGAAGAGCCACGACCUCAUUCAGAAAUGGGAAGAAAAGUCCAGGGAAUUUAUUGGCAACUUUUUAGAGCUGUUUGGACCCGACGGAGCAUGGAAGCAAAUGUUCCAGGAACGAAGCGGCCGAAUGCUCCAGGCUUUUUCUCCCCGGCAGAGCCCAAACAGCAGUCCCACGCGAGGCCGCUCUCCGUCCCGUUCUCCAUCUCCACCCUGGGUCUUCAAUAAAGCCUCCCCUCCCUCUUCUCCAAAAGCUGCCUCUGCCUCCCUCAGCAGCAUGAGCGAGGGAGAUGAGGAUGAAAAGUAAAAUAAAGAUAUAUUUUUUUAACCAUGAGACAGAAGAACAAGCUAUGAACUCAACCACUGGAUGGGGAGAAGCGCGAGGAACAUCAGGGGUAUCUCUGACAGCAGGGAGCGUGCUCCGGGAGAAGAUGUCGAAACCAGACUGGAGCACAGCAAGGGAGAUCUCAGGAAAAGCUCAUCCCAUCCCCACUCUCCUGGUGCCCGGAGGCCUGGCCGGCAGCACUUGCCAACGUGGUACCGGGGACUGAGAGAAGAACACACACCUUUGUGGGAGCUCCUGUCCACCAGUUGCUGCUUGACAGCUGCUGCGGCCAGGCCAGGCUGGUGGGGACCUCUGCAGCGGCUGGGGCGGGCAGGGGGGACUUGCUUGGCUCCCCAUCCAGACCCAGCACAGGGACAAGGGACAGCUGUGGCCUCUGGAUGGAGAAUGGUGGUUGUACCGGACCCUGCUAACCUCAAGCUCUUCUGGCACGUGAAGGAAUGGCACUGCUGCAGCAAACGCAUUCGGAAACAGGAAAUAACUUUACCUUUUUUUUUUUUUCUUUUUGGAUGAGAUCUGCCCCACACCCCAAGCCAUGCCAAUGAAAUGGAGA